This is a messenger RNA of Syngnathus typhle (broad-nosed pipefish), 377 nucleotides long. It is a transcript of the gene ndufa3, whose product is annotated as NADH:ubiquinone oxidoreductase subunit A3. The coding region runs from base 11 to 298 and encodes 95 amino acids. The record is from RefSeq and is a predicted model, not a curated record. Lineage: Eukaryota; Metazoa; Chordata; Actinopteri; Syngnathiformes; Syngnathidae. Gene Ontology annotation, cellular component: mitochondrial inner membrane. The transcript is spliced from 4 exons.
UACAUUUCCCAUGAGCCACCAGUUCAUUUUUACGUCAUUAACCAAGAUGGCGGGGGUCGCAGCUUUUUUAAAGAAUGCGUGGAAUAAGGAGCCUGUCAUCUUAGUCUCAUGCACGAUUGGACUAAUGGGUCUAGUGCUCCCAGUAAUAAGUCCACUCACAAAGUAUUCAGGAAUGAUCAAUUCGGCAGUCCCAUAUAGCUACCCAGUUCCUGUGCGAGAUGACGGAAACCUGCCAGAUGUUCCCGUGCAUCCGUGUGAGCAAAGGGGAGAGAGGCUGCAAUGGCUCAAAAACCUUUGACUUUAACAUUCUUCCUCUCUUUGUUCUCUCUCUCCGUAUUUGUCAAUAUCCCACAAUAAAAAUGGUCUCUUUGAUGCAA